Chelonia mydas (Green sea turtle) is the source of this 7115-nucleotide messenger RNA. It is a transcript of the gene HSF2BP, whose product is annotated as heat shock transcription factor 2 binding protein. Lineage: Eukaryota; Metazoa; Chordata; Testudines; Cheloniidae. The coding region runs from base 2649 to 3470 and encodes 273 amino acids. The transcript has 7 exons. Gene Ontology annotation, cellular component: cytosol. The record is from RefSeq and is a predicted model, not a curated record.
GAAGAGAGAUUGGGACAGGAAGAAACUCAUUCUGCAUCGAAAACCAUGAGAGAAGUGCAACGGAAGAUGAGGCUCCAAAGAAAUUGGACCUUUUUGAACAUAAGGCAUAUCUAUCUGCUUCCCUUCAACUUUAUAUCACAAACUACUAGGCUUUGUUUGCAAAAUACAGUUUUUUUGAGAUGGCAGAGGGUAACCCCUUUCCUAUCCAAGCUCCAACAGCUGUGGAGAAGAACUGAGGGAGACCAUCAAAGAGAGCCAAAUAGUAGUAAAGAUGGUGCUGCCAGUUUCUGUGGAUGCAUCGUACAUGGCUGCCGGAUCCAUGGUCAUGGCCAUUACACCUACUUGCCUCUUGGUUGCAGACACUUAGUAUUCCGAAAGAAGUACAAACUUCUAUAAAAGACUUCAAGGAGAUGAAGUAGUUCAGUAACUAGAUGGAUGAAGUGCUCCGCUCCUUCAAAGAUUCCAGAGCUCUGCUGAGGUCAGUAGUAAACUAUUCUCCAGUACCAUACUAAAAGCUGUUCCAAUACCAGCUCCAACACGACAAAGAAUGCUAUCGUUCCCCCAUAACUGCCAAGCAGAAUAACCAUCCAGGAAACAGCUUCUUAUUCCAGAAGAGACCCGUCAUCCUCCAUCAUGCACCCAAAUCCCUCUCAGGGGCAGCAGGUUUGAUGGGAGUGUCGGGAGCCUCAUCAAGAGCAAUCCAGAGUUGAUCUUCAGAAAAUGCUUUACGGCCUUCCUAGGGGUGUGGCCAGAGAUGACUGCUGACAAACGGGUGUUCAACAUCAUUGCCCACUGCUACCCCAUCAACUUUCAUUUUUUGCCUCUUGCCUACUUCCUUUUACUGUCCCUCUUCAGGGACCCUUCCUGCGAGUACCUGUUAUAGAAAGAAGUCUCUCAGAAGCCACAGAGAAGGUGCUGCAAGAGUACGGGGGUAGAUGCAUCUGCUUGUAAUACUUCCUUAUUAUGAAGAAAAAAUGGGGUCUUUGUCCUAUCCUACACCUGAGGAGACCAAACAAAUAUGUACACUGCCUCAGAUUUAGGAUUGUAAUGCUUGCCUCCAUUAUUUCAUCUCUUCAGGCUCAAGAUCGGUUCUUUGCUCUCAACUCACAAGACAGACCUCCACAUAGCCACCAUCCACCUGGCCCACAGGAAGUACCUGAGAUUUACAGUGGGGCCUACUCACCAGCAGUAUAAGGUAUUGUUAUUCCGGCUCUUCACGUCACCAAGAGACUUCAGAAAAUGCCUAACUGUGGUGAUGGCAGCAGUGCACCUGAGAAAGAGGAUCAUCCACAUCUAUCUAUGGCCAGAUGAUGUUAAUCGGAGGCAGCUCACAACAAGAGACAUUGACAAGUUUCAGUUAUGUCCUCUGUCCCUUUUCCUAGCUGUACUUCCAGAAAAUGUCCCUGUGGCCUGCCACCUCCCACAGCUCCCAUUAGCUUGGAACUGCAAACAAUGGCCACUGGGAGCUGAGGGGGGCCAUGCCUGCAGACGGUCAACAUCAGCAAAAUGUCUCGUGGCCCGCAAUCAGAUUACCCUGAUGGGCCGCAGGUUGUCCACCACUGGCCUAAUGUAAACUUACUGGCCAGAGAACUUAUUUCAGCAUGGGACCUCAAUGUUAUUCUCCUAAAACUUACAGAGUGCGCCCCUGCUUUUGAGCCUCUUUCCUACUGUGCUCCAUCCACCAUCUCUCAAAACAAUCUUUUUUGGUGGCCAUCACCUUAGCCAGCAGAGUGAGUGAGCUUCAGGCGCGCAUGGCUGAACCCCCAUACACAUUGUUUCAUGCAGUCAAUGUGGUACUGUGAUCUUAGGAAGAUUCGUACCCAAAAUGAUUUCUGAAUUCCAGUUAAGUCAAUCCUUUAACUUACCUGUGUUCUUCCCAAAACAACACUCAAGACAAGGGGAGAAGAAACUACACAGUCUGGAUGUAUCCAGAGCUCUUUGAAAUUAUAUUGACAGGAAUAAAAUUUUCAAAGUGUCCUCUAAUCAGUUUUGGUUACAGCUGGUUGUUUCAUCGGAAACUUUGUCAAACUGGAUAACACAAAGUGUCUUGACGUGUUACCAGUUGGCUGGUGUACCUCCCCCACCAAAUAUCAAGGCUCACUCCAUCAGAACUCAAACAACAUCUUCUGCCUGCUUCUGAAAUGUGCCAAUAUCAGAAAUCUGCAAGACAGCUACAGAGAGCAAUUGCCUUAUUUGUCAAGCAUUAUUCCAAAUUUGGGAGAGCAGUACUCCAAUUUUGAUUUGACUGACACAGCUGGUACUCCUCAUUCAUACCAUCUGGAGAAGAUACUGUUUGCCAGUCAUGUACAGUAAGAGCCACGCUGGCACAUACUCAUAGAAGAAAGAAUAGAUAUUUACCCUACAGAAACUGGUUUCUUGAGAUGAUGCCAUAAUCUGCCCUCCUUCCCUGCUUGUCAGAGUCCUCAGCAGCACAGACUUUGAGUUGCUAGGGAACUGAGGGAGGAUUGCACCCAGUCUGCCCUUUAUGCCCUCGUGCUUGAGCAUAAGGAGGCACAAGGGCAUCUGUAGCCCUAACAGUCACUGCUGUUCAGAAAACGUUCCGAGCUUGUGUGCAGGAGGGGCAUGUGCACUUACAAUAGGAUUCAUACUGACUGCAACAUUUCGAAGAAUCACAGUUACUGUAGGACAUGGAAAAAAGAGAACAAGAACUAGAGCAGGUGAGAAUGGAUUGUGAACACUUCAAAGCCCGUCUGGAAACAGCCCAAUCAGAUUGGAUGGGGGAGAAAAAGGAGAAAUUAGCCCUUCGACAGCAGCUGAAUGAGGCAAGACAGCAACUACUGCAACAGGCAGAAUAUUGUACAGAAAUGGGAGCUGCAGUCUGUACUUUGUUAUGGGGUGUCUCUAGCAAUGAGGAAGCAGUUAAAAACAUUCUAGGAGGGAGCAAAGCAGUAAAGUUUUUCACAAUUACGGGACAAACUAUGGAGAGCUUUGUGAGGUCAUUAGGUGAAGAUACCAAACACCAAGAUCUGGAUUCUGAUGAAAAUCAGUUUGUAUUAGCUUUGGCAGGCAUUGUGACAAAUGUUGCUGCAUUGGCAUGUGGCCGUGAAUUCCUGGUUAAUUCAAGUCAGGUGUUGUUGGACACAAUGAUGCAGCUUCUGGGAGACAUGAAGCCAGGACUCUGUACCAAACUGAAAGUGCUAAUUCUGAUGUCACUGUACAAUGUGAGCAUCAACUUGAAAGGCUUGAAGUACGUUAGUGAAAGUCCGGGUUUUAUUCCAUUACUUUGGUGGCUAUUGAACGACCCAGAUACGGAAGUGUGUCUGCAUGUUCUACGGCUUCUCCAGUCUGUGAUUCUAGAGCCAGAAGUUUUAGCAAAGUCAGCACCUGAGAUGCGUGACACCUUGCCAUUUCAACGUAUCAUAGCACUGUCAAAGAGCCGCAACGCAGAGCUACAAACACUGGCGCAAGAACUGCUUGAAGACCUCAAAAUCCUAGAGUGUGAAGUGUAGUGACAUAGUCAUUGGAGUAUUAUGACAUCAAUUGUUUACAUUUUCCCCAUAUUUUUAUGCUGCAAGGGUAUGCAAAAUAUUAUUGCAGAUUAAAAAUAUACAUAUUGAGUAAUUAGGAGAGAUGGACUUAGAUUGAAAUGAUUCAAUCCAUCUAGUUACCUGUAUCAGAAUCCCUGCCUGAAACCAGAUAACCCAAUCCAAAUAAUACUUGGAAAAAAAGCCUGUGUUGUUUGUUAGGUGCCUGAACAUAAUCCUAGAAGAGCUCCCAGAAGAAUGACAGGUUUAAUUUAUUUCAUAGGGUUUUGUUGGUAACGUGUUUCAAAAGUGAUCCAAACCAUCUGACCCGUUGGUGAUACAUUGGGAAUAAAAUAAUCAUCUGAACUAUAUCUUUAUUUUCAAGGAUAGCCCCAACCUUUCUGGUCCCGUUCAGCCCAUCUCUAAUAAUUAGUAUGCUAAAAGUAAACUUUGAUGCUUUUUAUAACUCUAGUGUUUCAGAAGACAUAAGAAAUUUCAUUUUUAUUACUGUUUCUUUUCUCUGUCCUUUCUAAUCAAAGACAAUUGGAGUUGUGUGGAGUGUAUUAGAUUCUGCUUUAGAAUUUUUCAUUCAAAUUCAGUGGAGGUGCUGGAGAACUGAGUUUGCAGCUGCCGUGAAUAAUAGCAACUGAGCUUCCCAUAGGCCCUGCAGAAGGGAAAAGAUUGCUGUGGUCUCAGUAUACCUAGUUCCAUAGCCAAAGAGGCUAAAAUUAAUUACUGCUCUGUCAUGAGCACUGGUGUAUUUAUUUGAAAUUCUCAUUAUUUAUUAGGGCUAAGCUUGCUUACCUCAAUUAAAAAAACCCCCAAACCAGCUAUAUUAUAUACUUUGUAAUGCUGUGAUUUAUGUCUGUAAUAACGCUGUCAUUUCCAGUUUUCUUGUGUUUGUAAUAUAGUUUGCAAUGUGACAAUGUUGGAGACAGUGACAGAGAAGAUAUACUUUUAUAGAAACAACAACUUCCUUUUACCCUCUGGUGUUAUGGUUCUUCACCAAUGAAUCCAGCACAUUAAGAAAAAUGAAGAUCCCAACAUGUUAACAAAAAUGCAACAUUGGUGUCUUGUCCAUUGUCUGUGCAGAAGACUCAGAACACAAUCUUCUGAAAUCAGUUUUAGCCAGUUUCGUUGUUGUGUCUUGCAUCUGCAUCAUGCUGCAGCAUUUUUUUGUUAUUCAGAUAGCACAAGACAAAAAACAAUGACAAGCUUAAAAGUUCCAUCCCUGUUCAGCAAAGCACUUAACAUAGGCUUAACUUUGAUUUGGGAUUUAAGCACAGGCUAAAAGUUAAGCACACAUUUAAGUGAUUUGCUAAAGUGGGGUCCCAGUGCCACUGAACUCAUUGAUGACACAAUGCCGCAUAAUUGGUUACAUGAAAUCAAGUGCAAGUCCAGUCAAAUACAUAAAAAGAAUCCUGUAGCAGCUACUUUUUAAUAUAUAUAUACAAAGUUGUUCUGCUUAGGGUGGAGUCCUUAGAAUAAAUGCAUUUUGUCCCUUAAUUAGCUAUUAUGGCUAAUGGGUCGUUUUACAGCUGAGGAACUAUAAAAUGCAUUAGAUAAAGACAUAGUUGCACGAGCUGCCAUGAAAAGGGGUUUUGCACAAUGCUACAAAUAUUCAAUGCUAGAAAAUUUAGUAGAAAUGGAUGUAAAGCUCCUCAUUGGAGAAAUUUGCCAAUAUACUAAAAAAUUCAAUUGAUCCUAAUUAGCACUGAAUGAAAAAAAUACAAUAUAUAAAUUUCCCAGAAUACAGGCCAUAAAUCAAAGGGUUAUCACAAAAUAUGAGACUGAUAUCACAAAUGAGGUUAGAUAGGGGUGGGUAAAAGAAAAAGAUGCCAGGAGGACUUAGUGGGAGUUAUACUAUUUCUGAUCCAAGAAUAUACAAUACUCACUAUGUGUAGAUGUUAGUCAGAGUAAAAUCUCAUAAGUAUUAAAAUACAUUUUCUUUGGAUUUGUUUUCUUACCUUGACCAAACCCCAUCCCAUGAUGAAAUCAAAAUGGUGAUAACCUGUAAUUUCCUGGACUAUCAACUCAAGAAGUGUUUCAUUUUAAAGUAUAAUAAAAGGCAAAAAACAAAGUCUAAUCAGAUACUGUACUUAUCAACUGAGGAGUGUUCUCCCAUUGUUUUUAAUCAAACCAUUGGAAGUCAGUAAGCAACAGAAAAAAAAAAGUAAGUGUGUGUGUGCGCAUAGGCACACACAGCACUUCCAUCCACAUUGGAGGCUUUGGUAAAAACCUUACACCUUUAUCUUAUCUUUAUCUUAUGGUACCUAGUGUUACUAAAGCUGGGAGCUCACCAUUUGAAGCACUGUGUCAGUUACACCUGCUCUGAAUUGAAUGUUUUUGUAGUGAAUAGUCUUCAUUUAGUGCCUUGAUUCAUCUCCAUGUGACCAGUACUGGAAAUUAAGCAGUUAAAUCUGAUAGUGGGCGUCAGUACAUCUCUCAGCUCCCUUUCUCCAAGAUUUAACUUGCUGGGGCUAUGGUCCCUCAUAGUCAGACGUAAUGCUAUGGAGCCACCAACUUUGAGGAAAUACCUGUUUAGUUUUAAAAGUUUAAUUAUGCAAUUUUUAAUAAAUAAGUAAAAGUAUAGCUGGCUCUGUAAAACUCACUGCAUCUUCUGAAACACUUGAAUUAUGAAAAACUCCAGAAACAGUGAUAAAACAGAUAACGUUUUAAGAUCGCUAUUACAUUUUUAAACAAGUUGUUUUUAUUGAAGCGUUCAACGUGUUUAUUACAGUUCUUAGUGAAAUUGUUCAUUACUUGGUUUUAUGCAAAAGAAAAGGUAUUUUGUUUGGGUUUUGUUGGUGCAAAGGAAAUGAUAGUUCAGUAUAUUGCUUUUUUCAGUUCACACAAAAAAGUUUCAAAGAGUCAAAAGGACUGAACUAUUUUGAAGUCAGAGGAACCUGUUUUAAAUUUUGUUUUUCAUGGAAGCCUUCACUCUGUAACUAUUGUGGUGGAAUAAAUAGUACCUUACGAGCUGUAGUACUUAUCAAUAGCUUUAUAUCUUGUUGCUGUCUUUUUCUUCAUGUAUCCCAGAUUCAGUAGGCCCAGGAGUCAACCUCCUUCUCCAGAUUGCUGAGACCUGGAAGCAAUCUGUUACUGGUUACAUUUAAUAGAACCUUUUGAAGUGGGAGUGAAGUCUGAUGACUUCCAAACACAGAUCAUCUGACACACCCUAGUUCUAGUUGUUUUUGGUUUUGAUGUCCAUUUCACUAGUAAUAAAAUAGGGCAAACAGUUUAUCUUAUCUAGUGUUACUAAAGAUGGGAGCUCAUCAUUUGAAGCAUUGUGUCAGCUACACCUGCACUGAAUUGAAUGUUUUUGUAGUGAAUAGUCUUUAUUUAGUGCGUUGAUUUAUCUACAUGUGACCAGUACUGGAAAUUAAGUAGUUAGAUUAUUGUGCCUCCCCCACCCCCCAAAAAAUUACACAUUUUAGGGAGUUUAUAAAUAAGGGAAAGAAGUUGGCUUUAUUGAAAUAAACGGAUGUUACUCAAAGGACUUUGAAGUGUGUGCCAUUUUUUUCUUAAUUUAAAAAGAGGAACAUAGAUGAUAAUAUAGUUCAUAUUAUAUAAUAGCAACAUCUUUUAGUGCUACUGUAAUUAAAGAUCUGUCAACUUAUGCAUUAUAAA